CUAGCCCAAGCAGGAGUCGCCUAAUUCCCAAUCAUCACCAAACCCUCACUUUCCACUCUCGCCCGGCCGCCAGGUAUGCCAAAAUUUAGACAGCUACCACACCCGUCCUCCCGCUUUCACCGCCAAGCCAUUGACAACUACAUCGUUUUGUGGGGCUCAACCAUGCUGGGUACAUGCAUUUGAGCAUUUCCUCAGGGGGCCUCCCAGGAGACAACUACCACUUUCCACAAUUUUUGAUAUGUUGUCUUGUGUGUGACUCGACGCUAGGACCAGUCAAAGGUACCCUCAACGCCACCACCCUCACAGCCGCCGUAAGAUGUCUGGUCCACGAAGCCGAGUCAAGGAUGGCCAAGGCCGCUUCGGCAUGCCGUCUUAUCGAGAUGAGGCCUAAUCAAGCCAGAGAGAAGCUCUCCAGAGUCCGACAUGUCCCGUUUGGUUGUGGAGGCUCUGUUGGAAACAGAGGUAUAAAGAUGGACAAAUAUGCCAUACCGGACGAGAUAGAAUGUGCAAGACACCUCCAGCCCAGUAUCGGUUUCUAGGCCAGCCCAUCUCACCAUGGCAGACUACAACAACCCGUACGAGGACGGUCAGGAGGGUGGGACCAGGGUACUCGGACCAGCAGUACUUGAACCAGCAGUACUCGGGUACUAACAUUCCCCGUACGACUUACAUCGACCAGAACGCCCUCACAUCUCUUGCCACCAACGCAGGACCUUCGUACCCAUAUCUCUCUACAGGUUCAGCUAGCCACGACGACCCAGGGUCCUACAUACCGCCUCACCCUGGUCUCGCCACUCAACCCUGGGAUAUGGGACCAUAUCAAGCCUGGACAACAUCGUCCUUACCUCCCACUACUACUUAUACCAUGACAUCCGGCGCUUUCUCUGACCCCACUGCCACCGGCUUCCCGGACAUUGCUCCCCUCUCGGACAGCUUGCCUCCCAUCCCUGAGCAACAGCUCGUGGAGUACCAGAGCGGCUACGACUACUCCUACGGCCAAGCUCCUCCUCGAGAACCCAGCUCAUCCCCCUCCCAACUCAGAUGUGACAUCUGCAACGAGAACUUUGCAAAUCAAAAGAACUGGGACCGUCACCUCACCUCUGAGAAGCACCUCAGCAACGUCGGUGAGGACGACCCCGACGUCCCAAAGUACAGAUGCGCAUGCACCUACUCGGUAGCUCGGAAGGACAACUACCGCCGGCACCUCAAGCACUGCGCCUUUCGUAUCGACUUUGCUUAUGUCUGCACCUGUGGGAGCACACUCAGGACAAGGAGUAUCAUGAGCACAUAUCGACAAUUGCGGACGCAAGAGACAUAAGAAAGGGCACAAAUGGUAGAAUUUGGUUACCUAUCUAUUCUAUGGAAUAAGAGGUGGCAGCUCUGGAGCGGUCGAUUUCAUUUCUGUUUUCGUUUCACGGCUUUGUCUCAAGAUUUUGGUCCCCACGGACUCGAGAACGUCAGUCGCUUCAGCAAUAAUUUCCCUUUUCUUUUCGAUUACGGUACCUAUCAGCACACGGCUUUUAUGAUGACUUACGCCAUUUUUUUUUUUCCCUUUCGAUACGUAUUCAUUUUUUUUUUUCAUUUGUUACACGAGACGAGAGUGCCCGGGCAUUUAUGAGUUGGAAAGGGGGAGGGAGAGGGGGAAGAGCUGUUCGGCGAGCAAGGGACUAAUGAGGAGGAGGCAAAUGGUACCAUUUGAAUGCCUAUUAACAUGUUUUCCUUUUUUCUUUUCUUUCUCCAAUAAUUACAAUCGCUUUCCCACCC
Podospora pseudopauciseta is the source of this 1764-nucleotide messenger RNA. RefSeq lists its product as uncharacterized. The transcript is spliced from 2 exons. NCBI's taxonomy places the organism in Eukaryota, Fungi, Ascomycota, Sordariomycetes, Sordariales, Podosporaceae. Bases 503 to 1318 code for a protein of 271 amino acids. The record is from RefSeq and is a predicted model, not a curated record.